Molecule: messenger RNA, 7454 nt
Organism: Drosophila bipectinata
Lineage: Eukaryota; Metazoa; Arthropoda; Insecta; Diptera; Drosophilidae
Gene: Mhcl
Product: Myosin heavy chain-like
Biological process (GO): actomyosin structure organization
Cellular component (GO): myosin II complex; myosin filament; cytoplasm
Molecular function (GO): cytoskeletal motor activity; ATP binding; actin filament binding
Source: RefSeq, a predicted model, not a curated record
AGAUUACCAAACGAAGAGGACUUUGAAAAUACCAGAAAUAUUUACGGACAGAUGAUGGAACGAACGAGGGAAAUGGGGUAUUGUUCAAAACCAAUUGCUAGCACCUAAGGACCCAACAUCCACACAAACACCACACAAGAUGUUCAACUUUAUGAAGAAGAGCGCCGGCGACGACGACAAGGAGCGCCGCAAGCGCGAGAAGAAGCUGCGCAAAGAGGCUAAGGGCACCAGCUCCGGCAGCGGUAUCGGAGGCGUUGGCGGCGUCACCGGCAGCAUGAGCACCGACGAGUUGCUCCGCCUGGACGAGGUGCGCCGCUCGCUCAAGAUCCGCGGCCGGCGCAAGGAGAAGGAGAAGCUACCCAGUGGCAUUACGGCGGAUUAUAGUGCUGAUUUCUUUGCCGCCCUGAAUGCGGAUUCUAGCGCCAACGGCAGUAAUGGAGGAGCUUCGACUGGAGGUCCCGAACAGGAUCGUGGCAAUGAGGAGAUUGUAGCAUCUGUGAUGACCCACAUCGAGAGCCGUUCGUCCAACGGCGCCGGCGUGAGUGUCAACUACAGUGAGGUCACACAUUCCCUGCUGGCCGGCGGCAAGAAUCGCUUUUUACCGCCUGUGCCGCCGAAGCCGCCUAAGCGCGGAAUUCUAAAGGGAUCCCGUAGUAACAUGACCAAUGUACACGAGGAAAUCACCUUUACGGGUGGCGGAGGAACCCCGGAGAUGCUCGUGCGCAAUACCAUGCAGAACGAACUGCUGGCAGCUGGCUCAAUUGGCUCGAAUUCCAGCCAGCAUGGCACCUCCUUCACCUCCGUGGAGAGCCUCCGCAGCGACGGCGAGCAGCCGGGCGUCCACCAACGGGCCAUGACCCUGCCGGCAAACGCUCGCUAUGGAGCUGCUCCGCAAGCUACCAGCCAUCUGCAUGUGCUCACCUCGCCGUCACCCAGCGCCGAUAGUCUCACAGAUACCACAAACUCCUCGUUCGCCACGCCACCCUUCUCCCUGAGCCCAGUCGGCGAGUCUCAGGGAAUCGAUCGCUGGGCACGCGUUCAUGCUUUCGAGGAUGUGGAGCUGCCGCUGCCGCCAGUGCAACUGGUGCAGCUACCACCACCCAGACAGCUGAUCAUCCGACGACAGAAGUCGCCGAGACAAGAUUUCGGCUUUAGUCUACGAAAGGCCAUAUGUUUGGAUAGAACCGAGUCCCUGAUGUCGCCCAUCUUUAGGCCGGUGAUUUUCGCCGAGCCUGGUGCUGGAGGUGGAGCUACUGGGCUUCUGCCCGGCGACCGCCUCAUUAAGGUGAACGGCACUUCAGUGGGGGAGUUGUCACGUGAAAUAAUUAUAGAAAUGAUACGAAACAGCGGUGAUGCCGUCACUGUAGAGGUCCAACCAGUGGCCGAGUUGGUGGAGCUUAGCAAGCGCUGUAUGGCACCCAGUACAGCCACCGUGGAGGAGAUCGAUCAUUCCAUUACCAACGACAACUGCAACACCCUCCGGCGCAGUGCCAGCAAGCGUUUCAAACGUCAGAGCCGCCAUGAGAACGGCAACGGACUAGGCGGACUAGGAGGAGCCGGCGAGGGCGGCGCAGGAGGAGCGUCCCAUGAUCUGGAGGCGGACGUGGCAGAUGGCAGCCAGCCGGAGCGUGUGUGGCUGGUGCAUCGCGGCGGCUUCACUGCCGCCAUUCGUCUGCCAACGGCCGCAUCUGGACGGGACGAGGAGCAGCACAAGGUGAGCCUCCGCCUGAUGCACAAUGGGGAACAGCUGACCGUCGACGAGGACGAUGUCGAGAAGCAGAACAGCCCGGCCCUGGAUCUGGCCGAGGAUAUUUGCGAGCUGAAGUAUCUGAACGAGGCGUCGGUGCUGCACUGCCUCCGCCAGCGAUACGCCAGCAAUCUCAUCCACACCAAGGCGGGGCCCACGCUGCUCGUGGUCAAUCCCAUGGCCCCGCUUUCCCUCUACUCCGAAAAGGUUGUCUCCAUGUUCCGCGGCUGCAAGACGGAGGACAUGCCGCCCCACGUCUACUCACUGGCCCAGACCGCCUACAGGAGUUUGGUUGAGACGCGGCGCGACCAGAGCUUGAUAUUCAUGGGCCGGUCUGGCUCUGGCAAAUCCACCAGUUUCAAGCAUGCUCUCAACUACCUGGCGUUGGCAGCUGGAGCCUACAACAACUUCAUCAAUGCAGAGAAGGUCAACGCCCUCUGUACGAUUCUGGAGGCCUUUGGCAAUACAAAAACUUGUCUCAACUCCAACGCCACUCGUAUGACGCAGCUGCUUAGCCUGGAUUUCGACCAGACUGGCCAAAUAGCAUCCGCCUCGCUGCAGGUCCUACUGCCAGAACGUCAGCGAGCUGGACGCCGUUUAGCCCACGAACAUAGCUUCCAUAUUAUGACGCGGCUCUUGGCUGGAGCCGCAGGCUUGUUGCAGAAGGAGCUGCAUCUGGAAAACAUCUCCUCGGAGGACAGUCAUCCGUUCAUUUCACUUUCGCAGAAGCUGGAGGAUCGCCACAGAGCCGCCAAUGAUUUCAUGCGCACUGUGGCUGCCUUUGAGACUCUAAACAUUGAUGCGAAGGCAGUGAGGGGCAUCUGGAGCAUUCUGGCAGCCAUUUACCACCUCGGCAUCGCGGGAGUCACAAAGCUGGGAGUGGGGUCGACGGCGCGCACUCAGUUCGCCAAUCCCACGGCUGCCCGCAAGGCGGCUGGGCUGUUGGGCGUUAAUCUGGAGGAUCUGUCGUCGGCUGCCUUUGGUCUCACACAACCGAAUGCGCCAAACGGCGGCCUGAGUCCCUCCAAGUCGCCCACCUCGGACACCGGACACGAGUGGGCCUGGGAGUGCCUGGAGGCGUUGGUCAUUGGCCUGUACUCGGAGGCCUUGGCUGCAGUGGUCGCCUUGAUUAAUCGACAGAUCUGCACCUCGGCCCACACCAUAGCUUCGAUAAUGCUCAUAGAUACGCCUGGCUUCCAGAACCCCGCCAGUUGCGGCCAGCAGGUGGGCGCAACUCUGGCCGAUUUGCGUCACAAUUAUUUGCAGGAGCGCCUACAGAUGCUCUUCCAUCACACCACCCUGGUGGCGCCGCGCGACAGGUACGCCCAGGAGCUGGUGGAGAUCGAGAUGGACCAUGCCUCGGAGUGCCAUCCGGGUCCGCUGAUUUCGCUGAUUGACAAGGCGCCCCAGAACCAUGUGGUGCGUUCUUCGCAGCGAGACUUACGAGAGCACGAUCGCCGGGGAAUGCUAUGGCUCCUUGAUGAGGAGGCAAUCUAUCCAAACUCCAACGACGACACAUUCCUUGAACGUUUGUUCUCGCACUACGGUGACCGGGAGCAUCACACGCUGCUGCGCAAGUGCGCCGGUCCCCGCCAGUUUGUGCUCCACCAUCUGCAGGGCACCAAUCCCGUACUCUAUGCCGUGGACGGCUGGGUUAGGAACAGUCGCGAGCAUCCCGGCAUUAGGAAUGCGGUUUCCCUGCUGCAGGACAGCAGCCGGGAGGAGAUCAACCGCCUCUACAUAGGCUCUCUGACUCGUGGCUCGGGAGCAAUGGUCUUCUGCGGCUCGUUUGCCGGGCUAGAGGGCACCCAGUCCCUGCGCCGAGUCUCCAGCAUUCGCAGAUCCUUCACCACAGCCGGCGUCAAGCGGAACUCGAUCAUGCUGCAGGUCAAGUUCACGGUGGAUGGAAUCAUUGAUACGCUGCGCCGCACAGGCACCCACUUUGUCCAUUGCUACUUGCUGCAACACAAUGCUGGGAAGCAUGUUAAGUUCACGGCCAACGGAUCCCCCAGCUCGGCGGCGGGUCAGGCCUCCAGCGAGGAGGAAAUGGUCAAUGUGCCACUACUAAGGAGUCAGCUACGUGGCUCGCAGGUUCUGGAGGCUGCUCGUCUGCAUCGCCUGGGCUUCCCAGAGUCAGUGCCCCUAUUGGAGUUUGUGCGUCGCUUUGGUCUCUUGGCCGGAGACUUGGCUAGCAACAAGGACGUGAGUGUGGAGCAGAUACUGUCAGUCAAUGAAUUGGACGUAGCCAGUUACCGCAUUGGACCUAGUCAGAUCCUUUUCCGUUCUGGAGUUCUCAGCGAACUGGAAGCCAAGCGCGAUGUCCUGCUCUCCGAUCGAAUCAUACAGCUGCAGGCCUUCUGCCGGGGAUAUCUGGCCCGCAAAAAGAUGUCCCAGCGUCGUGUGCAGGAACUGGCCGUUCGCUGCAUUCAGCGCAAUGUUAAGGCCUUCCUGGCCGUCCGCGACUGGCCCUGGUGGCGCCUCCUGGUCCGGGUCACGCCCCUCCUCAACGUCCACCGCACCGAGGAGCAACUGAAGACCGCCAACGAGGAGCUCCUCAUGCUGCGCGCCAAGCUGGAGAAGAUCGAAUGCGAUCGCAGCGAGGUCAAGGCGGAGAACCAAAAGUUGGAAGCCAAGCUAUCCGAACUGACGGUGGACCUGGCCGAGGAGCGCUCCACGGCGCACAUCGCCACCGAGCGGCUGGAGGCGGAGACCGCCGAACGCCUGAAGCUGGAGAAGGAGCUGGGCGACCAGGCCAACAAGGUGAAGAACCUCCAGGAGACCACAGAGAAACUGGAAAUGGAACUGAUAUGCGCCAAGUCCGAUUUGAAUGGUAUCUCCGAGGACGAGGAUGCGGAGAACGAGGACGGCGGCGUGGGUGGCGGCGUCUACAAGCUCAAGUACGAGCGGGUGGCCCGGGAGCUGGAGUUCACCAAACGGCGUCUGCAUACGCAGCACGAGCACGAUCUGGAACAGCUGGUCGGGCUCAAGAAGCAAUUGGAGAAGAAGCUUUCCGAUGCCUACGAAGAAGUUGAGGAGCAACGUCAAGUUGUGGGCCAAUGGAAGCGCAAGGCUCAGAAGAUGACCAACGAGAUGAACGAUCUGCGCAUGCUGCUCGAGGAGCAAAAUGCCCGAAACAAUUUGCUCGAGAAGAAGCAGCGCAAGUUCGAUGCCGAGUGCCAGUCCCUGCAGGAUGCGGCUCGCCAGGAGCGCCAGGCCAAGGAGCGCUACGGCCGCGAGAAGGAUGUCCUGCAGGCCGAAAAGUUUACGCUGGAGCAGACCCUAGCGGACACCCGCUUGGAUCUGGACCUUAAAGAAGAAAAACUAGCUUCGCUACAACGCGAACUGGAGGAAAUGACCUUUGGCGGCGGAACUGAAGAAGAGUUCGCCCAACUGCGGCGCUCUAAGAACGAAACAGAACGCCGAGCCAAGGAGCAGGAGGAGGAACUAGAUGAGAUGGCCGGGCAGAUACAACUGCUGGAGCAGGCCAAACUCCGUCUGGAGAUGACACUGGAGACCAUGCGCAAAGAGGCACGCCGCGAAUCCCAGCAGCGAGAUGAGGAGCUGGAAGAAGUUCGCGGCAAUGGCUACAAGAAGAUCAAGGCUUUAGAGUGCCAGUUGGAGACGGAGCAUGAGGAGCGAACAUUGUUGCUUCGUGAGAAGCAUGAGCUGGAGCGACGCCUAUCCUCCAUGGAGGAUCGCGAUCGCGUUGACCGCGACGCCGAGGAGGCAAUGAACCAGAAGCUGCGUCGUGAUCUCCGCAAAUACAAGGCCCUGCUCAAGGAUGCCCAGACACAGCUGGAGCGGCUCAAGGCGGACACACCGGGCAAGACACUCAUCCGCCAGCUGCGCAAUCAGCUGGAAGACGCCGAAUCCGCUCGAUCCCUGGCCAUGAAGGCCCGCCAAACAGCCGAAGCGGAACUUACCGAGGUCCAGGCCAUGUUCGAGGAGUCACAUCGCGCCCGGAACGAUGCCGAGGAGCGAGCCAAUGCGGCCCACAGGGAUCGCGCCGAGCUGCAGGCUCAAAUCGAGGAGAACGAGGAGGAGCUAAGCGAGCUGAUGAAGAAGUACAGUGCCACCGUCAAGCAGCUGAAUACCGAGCAAAUAAAUGUUUCCGAGGCCGAGUUCAAGCUCAACGAAAUGGAGGCCGAACGGAACAAUCUCAAGGAGCAGGUUGCUGAGCUGCAGCACCGCCUGGAUAAUGUGGAAAAUAUGGGCGAUCCAUCCAUGGCCAUGAUGUCGAAGAGAUUGGAGCUGCGCACCAAGGAGCUGGAAUCCCGGCUGGAAUUGGAGCAGGCCACUCGGGCGCGUCUGGAAGUACAGGUGACCCGUCACAAGGAGGCCCUGGAGAAGCUGCAGAAUGAGGUGACGCAGUCAAAGAUGCGUGAAAUGCAGGCCCAGGAUGUGCUCAAGAAGUCGCAAAAGAGUCUGCGCGAUAUGCGUGAGGAGUACCACACAGUGUCCAGUCGCGAGCAGGAGUCCCUGACGCGGCGCAAGGACCUCGAAAAGAAGAUGGAGCAAAUGGAGUCUGAGGGGGCGGCCCUGAAGAACGACCUCCGGCUGGCACUGCAGCGGAUAGCCGAUCUGCAACAGGCCAUGGAGGAGGAGGGCGAAGAGGAACUAAGCGAAAGUGACGAGAGCAUCAGCUCUGUGGGCUCCAUCAGCGACCUCGAGGAGCGCCUGCGACCCGUGCACGUGAAACGCAGCUCGCAGCAGUCGCUGAAUGGAAGCAUCGGUGGUGGUGGAGGCGGCGGCACUGUUGUCAGCACCACUCGCACCGUGGUCUAUGAAAAGGACGACAACAGCCCUAGAAUAACAGUGACGUCGCCAUCGUCGCCGCACAUUCAUAAGCUGGCACUGGCGGCCAAAGCCAUACCGGACCCAGAGCCGGACACAAAAACUGCAGCUGCAGCGGAAUCAGCAUCAGCACCAGCGACCAGGAUGGGAUCAGUAGCAGGAUCACUAUCAGUGCCAGCGGCGGGUCAGCCGUAGAGAUCCAUCCAUGUUGCAGCUCUUGUACUUUGUAAUUUUUUUUAUUAUUUGAAUAUUUAUUAGUUGUUUAUCAUUAUUAUUUGAUUACUGUUUAGUUCAAUAUGUUUAAUUAUUUAUUAUCGGAAUAUAGCUACAUGAUAUAUAAUAUAUAUGAUAAAAUAUGAUUCGAACCCAAUACGCAUUCGAUAGCAAUGCUGAAUCGUAGUUAAUUUAAUUUGCGCGACAGUCCCUAAACAAAGUGAUUAACAUGUUUUUAUCUCUCUCAAAAACAGACAAGAAAAAAAGAAAAGGAAAAACGAUUACUAACACCUAUAGCCUAUAUAGAAUAUAGUCCAUUGUCCUAUAGCCAACUUAAAUAAAUUAGUUAAACGCGUUUCAAAAUCAUAGGCAAGUAUAUGCGAGUGCAGUAAAUUCAAUGUUUUACGGAUUUAAAUCCCACAUAAUCGAGUAUUUUAUGAAGUAACUCUUAUUCUUAUACGAAUCUUAUCAUCCAAAUCGUAACAUCAUCAAUUAAACGGCAACUAGCUUCAUUCAUUCACUCAUCAUCAUCGUAUAUACGGAAAAUUAUAAAUCCCAAUAAGUAAAGAAACCACAAUAUAUAUUGGCAUACAAAAUUUUGCAGAUAUCGUACAAUAAAGGGAACGAUUUAUUAAAAUACUUAUAGAAAACUAACAAAUCGAAGAUCCACAAAUAAAUAUAUUGUUAUAAAACUCAAAAA